Molecule: messenger RNA, 1989 nt
Organism: Phoenix dactylifera (date palm)
Lineage: Eukaryota; Viridiplantae; Streptophyta; Magnoliopsida; Arecales; Arecaceae
Source: RefSeq, a predicted model, not a curated record
AUGGGGCUUCGCCAAGGAUGUCCUCUGUCCCCAUAUCUGUUUAUUAUUUGCUCUGAUGUGCUCUCUUAUGCCCUACAUAUAGCUUGCGAGGACCAGGGGUUGGCUGCCUAUAGUCUAGCCCCUGGCGCCUGCCCUAUUUCUUAUUUGUUGUUUGCAGACAAUUGCCUGCUGCUUGCCAGGGCGAGAGCGAGGGAUGCACGAGCCUUUCAGAGAGUGCUGGCUGAGUACUGUGCGGCGUCUAGGCAGAGGAUUAAUUUUCAGAAAUCAUCUAUGCAUUUCAAUCCGAGCACGGAGAGGAGGGUGCGACGGGAGAUCAGGGCGUUACUGGGGAUGCAGGAGCAGGAGGGGGCUCUGGACUAUCUUGGAGUCCCCAUCACCGGAAGGAGGCUGCGGGUAGCGGAGUGUUCCACAUUGGUGCAGAGAGUGCAGAGUAGGCUUAAGGGUUGGAGGGCCUCAUCGCUCUCUAUGAUGGGCAGGUUGACGCUGGUCAGAUCAGUGCUUUGUUCCAUGCCUGUUUACAUUAUGGCUCAUACUGUUGUGCCGAAGAUGGUGUUGGUGGGGAUAGAGCGGCUUAUGCGUAGCUUCCUGUGGGGCUCCUUGGGGAGGGGUCAUGGGAUGCAUCUGGUGGCCUGGGAGAGAGUUUGUCUGCCUCUGAGUGAGGGUGGUUUGGGGGUACAGUCACUCCUGGCGAGGCGGGCAGUGCAGAUUGUUCUGGAGCCACAUGGACACUGGAGUCAGAUCAUGAUAGCGAGAUAUGGUCGGGCAGGCUUAGUGGGCCAGGUUGUGGGCAGCCGGAGGAGCUCUUUCAUGUGGCGAGAGGUUGGGAGGUAUCUGCCUAUGGCCCGAGCACACUCUAGGUGGUUAAUUGGCGACGGCCAGACCAUUGACGUGAUGAAGGACCCAUGGGUGGAUGCACUUCCGCUGAGCUUGUGGCCGACGAUGAUCAGUGGUGAGGGGGCUGUGGGACUCCGGAUAUGCGAUCUCCUCGUGCCAGGGGUUAUGGAGUGGGAUGAUGACAGACUGGGCCAGUUGUUUGGGGAGCACUUAGCGGAGCGGGUGCGGGCUCUUUCCGUCCCGGGAUCAGCAGGUCCUGAUGUUAGGGUAUGGAGCACCACCUGCAGGGCUAGAGUCAGAGUUGGUGAUGUUUCUCGGGUUCUUCAGCAGGAGUCCGAGUUGGGCAGGGACUGUGGUUGGGUGGAGGAGUCAGUGGAUCAUGCACUUUUUCAGUAUGUUUGGGCGAGGACUUGGAGGCUGUCAGGGCUCUCGGAGGGUACUUGGAGCCAGAGGGAUAGCUUUCUGGAGGUGGUUCGGCGUUGGUCUAGCUCCCCUCAGAUGCGUUUUGCGGCUAUUAGGGCGUCAUGCAUAGCUUAUCAGGUGUGGAUGGCCAAGAACGUCCGAGUUUUUGGCAAGACCAGUCUGUCCCCACGGUUUGUGAUGGAGCGGGCACGGGCACAGGCAGCAGAGUUCUUUCAUGCAGAUACGGACUAUGGACCUUUGACAGCUUGGGACACCUGGGGCCCCCAUCCUGCUUCGGCAGCUUCUCAUAUGGUGUUUUUCACCUGGGAUCCCCAACCCCCGAGUUUUCUCAAGAUCAAUUUUGAUGGCUCAAUCCAGGAUGGAGGCAGGAGGGGAGGGGCCGGGUUUGUCAUGAAAGGCCUGGAUUCCAGCACGGUGGCAGCAGAGGGCUGUCAGAUCUUCGACAUCUCGAUCCCAGGGGCUGAGCUGCGAGCGACUUGGAUGGGAUUGUGGUAUGCGCGAUUUGUUUUUCGGGCGAGUUCCAUCCUCUUGAAGGGAGACUCGGCCACAGUGAUCAGCUGGGUUCGAAAGGGCCCUCCCAGCGAUGGAGGAGUUCAUUUUUUGCUCCGUGACAUAUGGUUGAUGGUGAGGGAGGGGGUGCUUUUUCGAGCUAUGCAUGUAUAUCGUGAGGCCAACGGAGCAAUGGACUGGGUGGCGGCGUAUGUUGCGAGCCACUCAGGAGACACCCUAUAG